Molecule: messenger RNA, 2034 nt
Organism: Alternaria atra
Lineage: Eukaryota; Fungi; Ascomycota; Dothideomycetes; Pleosporales; Pleosporaceae
Exons: 2
Coding region: 1-2034 (677 amino acids)
Biological process (GO): transmembrane transport
Cellular component (GO): membrane
Molecular function (GO): sulfate transmembrane transporter activity
Source: RefSeq, a predicted model, not a curated record
AUGGAGUUUAUUAGAAAGAAGGCUCAACGGAGUCGAGAAGCGAUAACCACCGAUACCACCCUCCAACGUACAGUACGGUAUGGCAGCAAGGCUGUUCGUGCCGCCCCUUCGGUCGCAGGUCAAUACCUACUUCAAAAGGCACCAAUCAUCCAAUGGUUGCCAAAGUACAAUCCACGAUGGCUUCUCAACGAUACAUUAGCCGGGAUUACUGUUGGCGUGCUACUCAUCCCUCAGUCUCUGGCAUAUGCGAAGAUUGCGACAAUACCCGGACAGUAUGGACUCAUGUCGAGCUGGCUACCAAAUUUUCUCUACCUGAUCAUGGGUACAUCUAAAGAUCUGUCGACUGGUCCCACUUCGCUUAUGGGUCUGUUGACGGCGGAGAUAAUCGCAGACGUUGCUCAAGAGGGAUAUUCACCACAAGCAAUCGCUUCCGCCGUUGCCAUGUCCGUUGGUAUCUACUCCAUGGCGCUAGGCUUGCUCAAGCUUGGUUUCCUGCUAGAGUUUAUUUCCGUGCCCGUUUUGAGCGGCUUCAUCUCCGCAGCCGCCAUCGUCAUCAUGCUCGGCCAGAUCCCAUCGCUGUUUGGCAUCACUGUCGGCUCCGGUACGGCGAACAUCAUCCACGACCUCUUCGCCAAGAUACCCCAGUACGAUGGCCCGACAUGUGGAGUGGGUCUUGGUGGCCUGCUGAUGCUAUACCUCAUGCAGAAGAUGGGACAGCGCUGGGGCAAGAAGAACAAGGCUAUCUGGCUGCUAGCGCUUGGCCGCAGUGCUGUAGUACUCGUUCUCUUCGCCGGUAUUUCGUACGCGGUGAACAAGGACAUUGACCUCGAGAACGACGACCCUGUAUGGGCACUCAGCAAAGUCAAAUCUGAUGGUAUUGCAACACCUCGAAUGCCCGACUCAGCUCUUAUCGGCAAGGUGUUUGCUAGAAGCAUUGCUCCCUUCAUUGCUGCUGCACUUGAGCACUUGGCUAUUGCCAAAGCCUUCGGUCGCAAGAAUGGCUACGUGACUGAUGCUGCACAAGAGCUAGUCUACCUUGGUUUUACCAACUUCUUCAACUCCUUCUUCUCAUCCAUGGCAGUGGGUGGCGCCAUGUCUCGUACUGCCGUGAACUCAGAAUCCGGUGUCAAGUCACCAGCAUACGGUUUGAUCGCCGGCGGUGUCGUCAUCCUCAGCAUCUUCAAACUUUCGCCAGCACUAUACUGGAUUCCCAAAGCCACAUUAGCAGCCAUCAUCGUCACGGCAGUUUGGCACAUUGUUGUCCCCCUCAAAGUUUUCUACGGAUACUGGCGCACUUCACUCGUCGACUUUACCACCUCAAUGCUAGCCUUCUGGCUUACCCUUUUCGUCUCAUCAGAAGUCGGCAUUGGCACGGCCGUCGGCUUCAACAUAGUCUACCACCUCCUUUUCAUGGCAUUCCACCGUGUCCACCGCAUCACUUCUAUUGAGGUGACCUCUCACGGCCGCCAAGCAGGCAUGCACGCUACCCCUCUCGACACUCAAGUAUUCCGCAUCCACCAAUCCAUGCUCUUCUACAAUGCUUACCACAUCAAAACGCAAUGUCUCGACGCAGUUCAGACUUUCAACUCUGGCGAUGUUGCUACCCUUGAAGCUGCCCACGCAAACCGCAACUGGAGCGUCGCAGGCAAAGAUCGCGCCUUACGUUUACGCACAAAAGCCGAGAUUCUGGAAGAACCUGUUCAAAUCCGCAGUGUGGUGUUGGAUAUGUAUGCCAUGCAUAACAUUGACACGACUGGCCUUACCCAUCUCAAGGAUCUUAAAGCGGACAUUGAGGCGUAUGGCGGGAAGAACACGCAGUUCAGACUUGUGGGCUUGAACGAUCGCGUCCGUGAGCGCUUUGCGAGGUUCGGGUGGCAGCUCCGUGACGUGACUGAGGUAAACAAGAAAGGGACGGUGGUGUACGAUUCAGUUGAAGAAGCUGUGUUCCGCCGCUCGAGAACAUUUUCAUCGGACGAGAUUGAGGUAGAGCCUACUGAGGUGUUAGUCGUUGGAGAUGAGAAGAGCAAAGUGUAG